AUGGGUGACUACGAGAGAAGACGUCACCAAGGUGGUGGCUACAAUAACAGAAAGAGAAGGCAUAGAGGAGACGACGAUGAUUACGACCACCGACAGUCACGACGAAGAAUUGACACCGCUCCUCUUCCAGUCAGGGUUCGCAGGCAGCUUUUAUCUCUUGCCGAGUCCCCACUCCGACGGUGGCACGAAGAAGUUCAAAGCAUCGCCCAUGUUGUAGCUGAUAAUACUGAGGAUGCUGAGCUCCGUGAGAGCUUUGUUAGCCUCGUGUUGCAACUCGCGCUGGAACAGCCGCUCAAGACGCCUUUUGUUGCAGGUGUCAUUCUCUUGGUGAACACACUCAAGCCUGAUAUCGUGGAUGACAUCCUCGCGAAGCUGAGUGCUGCCACCCAGGACAAAAUUCAGGCUGGAGAAUGGAGAGACGUUAAGCUUUAUUUGAAGUUGUUGGCUUGUCUGCAAAGCUCUCUGGACGGCGAGGGAAUCUUCCCCGUCUUGGAGGAGCUGUUCAGCCGAGCCGUGGAUCUUCAGACCGCGAGCUCAGAUGACACAAUUGGCACAGAACUGGUAAAGAUUAUUCUCCUUACGAUCCCGUACAUUAUGGCGGCUGCGCCUGGUCAAUGGCAGCAGAAGGCUGCCGACCUGAUGGACAAGACGGACAUCAUCGCCUCGGAACCCCAUGCGCUCCAGGCACUGAUCGAUCCAUACCUCGCAAUUAAAGAUGAGCCGACUGGAUCUAUGAGCGUGAUUGCUUUGCUGCAGAAGCAAUUACAGAGCGAAGCAGCAAACAAUUGGGAGUUGUCUUGUCUUCCAAGGCCCUGGAAGCUUCCGUUGGAGGAGAUUGAAGCUCAGGAGAAGCUUGAUAAUGCCACGAAGCAUACACUGCCCGCCAUCACGGUUCCUGAAAACAUCAUUGCUGGUCCUCGACCUUUGUUCCCCGAAGUCUACUUCUCCGUUUACAGCUCUCAAGACAUCGAGUCCGUACCCCCUGUCACAGACAUCGCCGCUUCUUUGGUUCGGGAUGGCCUGGUCGAUACCAUUAACAUCUUGGAUUUCAACCGCAAUGUCACCGCGCGAUACCUGAUCGAUUUGGAUUGCUACUUCUCCGAUACUACUUUUGUCAAGCGCGCCACUCCAUUCGACAGGUUGCGAGACAUUGAAACCGGCAAGUCGACUUGGAAGCCCGAGGAUGUCGCUGUUGAUGCUGUCUUUUCGCAACUCUUCCAGCUUCCCACUCCUGAGCACAAACUUGUGUACUACCAUUCCGUUCUGACCGAGGCUUGCAAGAUUGCGCCCGCAGCAAUCGCGCCAAGCUUAGGUCGAGCCAUUCGCCAUAUGUACCGCAACUCUAGCCGACUUGAUCUUGAGCUCUCGCAGCGGUUUGUGGACUGGUUCUCGCACCACCUGAGCAAUUUUGGCUUCACUUGGAAGUGGACCGAGUGGAUUGAUGAUGUUUACCUUCCUGACGUCCACCCACAGAAAGCGUUUAUCAUGGGUGCACUCGACAAGGAGAUCCGACUAAGCUUCGCGCAGCGAAUCAAGGGAACCCUCCCGGAGCCAUAUCAACACCUUAUUGGCCCCGACAAGGAGAAGGACGUCCCUGAUUUCAAGUUCAAUGAUGAAAGCACACCGUUCUCGGCCGAGGGACGCGAGAUUGCUGCAUUGCUUAGACGCAAGGCAGCUGAUGAAGAGUUCCAGCCCAUCAUUGAGAGGAUUCACUCACUCGCGAUAGAACGUGGUCUGGAUCCUUUAGUGACAAGCACCGAUGUCUUCGUUACAGCUGUCUGUUGGGUCGGAUCCAAGUCUCUCAGUCACGUUCUGGCGUGUAUUGAGCGAACCAAGGACCGACUUCUUGAUGUCGGCGCAGCGUCUGAGGCGGCUAAAGCCCAAAUUAUUACUGCGGUCAUGUCGUACUGGGCUGCUCAGCCUGGCGUGGCAAUUUCGAUCGUGGAAAAACUUCUGAACUACUCAAUCCUCUUGCCCCUUUCCGUCAUUGAAUGGGCACUCGUGGGCAGCAGCCAUGUCAACGGGCAGUCUUCAGGAGAUUCUUUAGCACAGUCGCAUGUCUUCGAACUAGUUUUCGGAACAGUGGCCAAGGUCACUGGUCGCAUUCGACAGCUGUUGACGGAAGCUGACGCGGAUGAAGAGUCUAAGGAGAGGGAGAUCAAGGCCAUGCGCGACCUUUUCAAGGCGAUGGAAGAUGCCUUGGUAAGCUGGGCUACGGGCAGCAAGGAUGAGAUGAUGGAGGAGAUUGACGGUGCUGGUCAGCGUGACGCGCUGCUCCGCCGUUGGGGCGAGCGGUGGCUCAGGGUUUUCCGACGCCGGGCGGCGAUUGAGGAAGCUUUCAUCGUGGAGACCGCGAAGAACCAGACGGUCGCAGGAGACAGUGCUUAA
Colletotrichum truncatum is the source of this 2388-nucleotide messenger RNA. NCBI's taxonomy places the organism in Eukaryota, Fungi, Ascomycota, Sordariomycetes, Glomerellales, Glomerellaceae. The record is from RefSeq and is a predicted model, not a curated record.